Molecule: messenger RNA, 7953 nt
Organism: Mytilus trossulus (common blue mussel)
Lineage: Eukaryota; Metazoa; Mollusca; Bivalvia; Mytilida; Mytilidae
Product: caskin-2-like
Exons: 20
Coding region: 234-4391 (1385 amino acids)
Molecular function (GO): protein binding
Source: RefSeq, a predicted model, not a curated record
AAAAAGGUCACUGCCAACUCAGGUGUGAAAUUAUGACUAAGGACGAAAGGUGCUACAAAAUGAUUUGUUUAUGUUAUGUGAUGAUUAGAUAACGGUGGAAUACAUAUAAUUAAUAACAUUGAUAAUUAACUUAAAAUUUGAAAUUAUUUUUCUCUAAGAAAAAAAUGGAUAUGUGACUUUUAAUGAUGUUUAACUGUGUGAAAAUGUGACACAUUUUUCAACAACUCAACAACAUGGGUAAAGAUCAAGAUUUCUUACAGGCUGUUAAAGAUAGGGAUAUUUCUCAUUUGCAGAAACUGCUUGCUAAAGCAGGAAAGCAUGGAAAAACAAAGUUACUUGGGUCCAGUAAAAGAAUCAACAUUGACUACCAAGAUAGUGAUGGAAUGUCUGCUUUGCAUCAAGCCGCCUUAGUUGGUAGUUUGGAAAUGAUGGGUAUGCUGUUAGAGCAAGGAGCUUCUGUUGGUCUGUCAGACAAUAAAGGAAUGUUAGCUCUUCACUAUGCUUGUUGGCAAGGGAAAGCAGAACCAGUUCACAUGCUGUUACAGUGGCGAUCCCCAGUCAGUAACCAGUCGUAUGAUGGUGCUACACCUUUACAUCUAGCUUGUCAACAUGGACAUUUUGAUGUGGCAAACUUAUUACUGUUACACAACGCUGUGCCUGCAAUUCUAAACCAUGAGAAUAAAACACCAUUAGAUCUGGCCUGUGAGUUUGGAAGAUAUAGGGUUGUAGAUUUAUUACUGAGAAGUAAUUUAUGUGCUUCUUUGCUGUUUGAAACACCUCUUGAUAUGGUAGAUGGUAAUACUACUUGUUUACAUCUGGCUGCUAAGAAUGGGCAUGUAGAAAUUCUCAGAUUAUUACUGCAAGCUGGUAUGGAUAUAAACAGAUUAACUCAACAGGGAACCUGUCUCCACCAGGCUGCAUUGUGUGGAAAAGUAGAUGUUGCUAAAUUACUUCUUGAUUGUGGUGUAGAUGUAAAUAGGACAAACUCUCAUGGGGAGACUGCCUUAGAUAUAGUGCUAAAAUAUACACCAUGUCGUGCUGCCAAAGAACUCAAACAACUUCUUACAGAAGCUAGUUUUGCUGUACAAGCUAGAGCUAUAAAGGAUUAUUUUAAUGUUUAUGAUCCACAGUCAUUGACGUUUAAAGAAGGAGAUAUAAUACGGGUUUUAGAACAGAGUGAAGGAUUGUGGAAAGGAUGUGUUAUAACAGACGGACGGACAGCUAAAGCUGGAUACUUUCCUCCCGAUCAUGUCGUGCUUAUUGACAAAAGUGCUAUGAUGUCAAGUUAUUCUCCUGGUAAGAAGGUGGGAAUGCCACAAGUACCAGACGUUAUAAGUCGUAACCAACAUGUGUUUUCAUCAGACGAUGGUUUCCCGCCACCUCCACCAUCAGUUUUCUUCCCCCCAGAACGAGACCAUGAUGUGAGGUAUAUAUCACCACACUACAGUUCUUAUGAGAACCUGAAUGGACGAGUGCCUCAAUAUAAUGGAGAAGAUUCUAGAUCACCCGUGCCUUAUCACUUAGUUAAUGAUAUGAAGACUGCUAAUUCUAUCAGUCCUACCAACUCCAACAGAAAUAGUGCUGCCAGCAGUGAUUCAGGGAGAGGCUACAGUACAGGUCAUACAGAACCUAGGUCUCCACAUAAUUAUGUAAAUGUACAGAUAGUAAACCAACACCGUUUAUCUGGUCAGAGUUAUGAGUCUGGAGUAUCAUCACGACAGAGUUAUCACAGUAAUUCUAGUUCUAGUGUAGGAAGUCUUGACAGACUAGAGGAAUCAGGACCCAUUUCUAACAUUAAUGUAGCAGAACUUUUCCAUUCCGGCAUGCAGGACCAUGAGAUAUUGAAGACGUGGUUAAGGGACCUGAGAUAUGAGGAAUAUUUUGGUCUGUUUAUAAAUGCUGGAUAUGAUAUGAGGACAAUUUCUAGGAUGACCCCAGAGGAUCUGACUGCUAUUGGAAUAACUAAACCUGGUCAUCGGAAGAGGUUGAAAGCUGAAAUUGCCAGACUUAACAUCAGCGAUGGCUUACCUGAUUAUAAACCUACUACAGUAGAAGAAUGGCUUCACUUGUUACAUUUAGAGCAGUACUGUAAAACCUUAACUAGUCAAGGCUAUGCUGAUAUGGACAGUGUUACUGAUAUUAGUUGGGAAGAUUUAGAAGAAAUUGGAAUUUCUAAGCUAGGUCAUCAGAAGAAAAUAAUGAUAGCUGUUGAUAGAUUAAAAAGAGUAGUAUCUAAUGCUAAAAGACAAUCCACUGUAGAUGGCAAACGAGGAUCGUCAGAAAUUUUAGAUCCACCACAUAACAAUAUUUCAAAUCGUCAUUCUGGAGAGGCAAUGUAUAAUCAUAGACCUAGAAAAUCUUCUUCAGGAGAAAGUUUGAACAAUAGUGAACAAAUGUAUAAUCAUUCUCCUGCCAGACAGAGAGGUAGUGAUGGUAGCUUGGACUCUUGUUUUUUCCCAAACAGUCCAACUACCAAAGCAUUUCAGCCAGAUGUUGUGGCAAUUCAAGUUAAACGUAAUCAGUCGUCACCUAAUUCUUCUCUGACAAAAGAUAUGGCAGGCCAAACAAUUACGUAUCAAUCUUUUCAAGGACCUUCUAGACGUUCAAAUGAAUUUGAUCGGGAUAGCACACCAACAGAAGAGAUUGAUAAUGGAUAUAGGGCACCACUGCCUAUGGCUCCUAUUGUUCCUAAAGUGCUCAAUAAGCCUAAGCCGGUUGCUAAGAUUGUUGCGAAGGCAAAACGUUCAAGUAAAGAGUACUCACCAGACUUUGUAGAGGCAGAAAAAUUAAAUGAGUAUUUAGAAGAUCAUAUUGAAAAAUCUGUGAUUACAGGAAAUGGAGGCUUUAAACGACAGAAAAGUGACCUUGGAUCAGAGACUGUAUAUGAUUCACCGAAACACUCCCCCUACAAUUCUGGCCUUAAUAACUCUAUGUCUCAGUCUUGUCCACCAGGUGUAAAUGGACCUCUUCAUUCAUCAACACCAAUAAAGAAAGUCCCUCCUCCUCCCCCUCCCAAACGAAGUAAUUCUAUAUCUAAACAGAGCCAAUUAGAAUAUAGUAAACAGAUAUCUCUUGAGAAUUCACCAUAUGCUACAAGUGUGCCAAAAACUGGUAAUAAUUCACCCAAAACUAUUGACAGUUAUUAUGUUCAAAAUUCCAAUAGAAAUUCUGGAGGAAAUUCUCAGAACAAUGUGAGUAAUGUACCGCCAGUCAGUGUUUCAUCAAGUUCAGGGAAUUUUCAGUAUGCUGGUAGUAUACCUAAGUCAGCUGUUCCAAAACUACAACCAAAACCGGUUAUCUCAACAAAGCCUGCUGUUUCGCCUAAACCUAAAAAAUCAGUUAAAGUGGCCUCAGAGACAAACUCCUUUGCUAGUUGUGUACAAAGUCUGUCACAAAAAUUUGGCAGUAAAUGUGGUGAGGUGAUCAGUCCUGAUGAUAUGGUUAAUUCUGAUGGAGAAGAUUUCCCCCCACCUCCCCCACCAAUAGCUAUGGAUAUUAUAACACCUAAACUUCAUAAUUAUGGAAUACCCAGUAAAGAGGAUAUGCACGGUGAAGAAUAUAGACUUCAGUAUCAGAGACAAGUUAGUGCAAAUAGUGUGCAAGGUUCUGAAACAAGAACAUCCACUGGUAGUGCUGUUCAGUCUAUACGGGGAAACCAAGGGCAUGAGUCAGUGGCAAAUAUGUCAGACAAUCAUGGUGUUCAUAACAAUUCAUUUUCUUCGCCUGUUUUAAGAAGUACCUCAUUACGAACAAGUCCGAAUAAGGAGUUGCCAAUACUGUCUCACAUGACAAAAGAUUCUCAUGUUGGGUCUCACGUGCCUGUCUCUUCACACAAUACAUCAUCAUUUAGACGAUAUAAUGGUAGUCUCAGUGAUUCAUCAACUACAAUGAGAUCAGAAGAUAAUGUAGUAAAACAUUUAAAAAGUGUAGGAUCACCUCAGAUUAAACCAAAACCUAGACGAGAAUUUUUAAACCAAGAAAAUCAUGCAUCAGUAGGUGGUAGAGAAAAAACACCACCAUAUGGAACUCUUAGACGGAAUGAUUCUACGUCAAGUCAUGAUUCUAAUAUAUCAACAUCUAGUGUGGAAUCUAAUACCUUACCGUUUGCUAAUGAAAAUGUAGGAACAAUAAAACAACGAGCACCUCCUUCUAAAACAUCUAUAGUGCAAAUUAACGAGGGUGAAAAUGACCUCAAUCCAGCCUUAUUUACUCAGAGGUCUGAAACUAUGACAGCAUCUCUACAAAAAAGGGAUGUCAUUCAUGAACAAACAGGAAGUAACGGUGUAAAUAAAAAUUCAGAAGAUGUUCUAACGGAUAUUGACUUCAUGUUACAAGGAUUAACUGAUGAACUUGAUGCUAUGUUAGAAGAUGAAGCCAUGUGUAAUGGAUGACCUCAAUAUUAACCUUAGUGUCACAUGUCUGUCACAUGUCAUCAGUACUGGUUCCUUGUCUCAUUUCACCUGUGCUUAUUUCUUCAUUGGGUGCUUUACUGAUUACUACCUCCUAAUCAAGUAGUUUUAUGGUCCUGUAAUUUGUCAUCAAUAGUAAUACUACUAGAGAAACAAGAUAGAAAAAGGAGUAUGAUAUGUGUCAAAAUAUCAUAGGCCACAGUGUACUGUAUAGCGGGUUAUUUUCGUGGGUGUAUAAUUUCGCGAUUUUCAUUGAAUAAGGUAUACGAAAAAUUUUGGCGGUUAUUAUUUUGGCGGAUUCAACAUUUUUAACAUUACCUUUGCAUGUACAGUUUUAAAUUGGCAGAAUUUAUUUUGGCAAUUUUGUUCUAUCCGCGAAAAUAAGCGAAAAUUUACACUCCGCGAAAAUAACCCGCUAUACGGUAUGACACAUUAUCAGUGACCAAAACACAUCAUAACAUCAGUGACUACAGUAUAUGUCAAUGACGGUCAAUGAGUGACCACAGUAUAUGUCAAUGACGGUCAAUGAAUGACCACAGUAUAUGUCAAUGACGGUCAAUGAUUGACCACAGUAUAUGUCAAUGACGGUCAAUGAUUGACCACAGUAUAUGAUAUACUAUCGAUGACCACAAUACAUGUCAUAACAACAAUGACAACGAGAGAAGUAAUACCAUUGAUAAGAGAUCUGGAGUCAAUGAAAGAUACAUUACAUUACAUUACUUUAUGUGUAUCUGAAGGAUAUAUUUAAUUCUAAGGUGCUGAACAUAUUCACAUGUUUAAUAUCCUUUAAAAGACAUCACAAAUUUUUAUCAUAAAAGCCUUGUUUUAAAUGACAUAUACCCGGUAUAACGAUCAGACACUGUACAAAUUUUGAUUGUGUUCAUUUUAGUCACUUUCUUGCCUUGGACAAUUAGAUCAUAGAAACUGUGAUUUGUACUAUGUAAAUGAGUUUUGUGAUGUAUGACAAUUAAUUAUCUGGUAGUUAGAUAAGGUAGUGAUCAUAUUUUAGAGCAGAUUUCUUAUUUUGCAGUUUGUAUGUUAAUCUGAAUUAUUAUUAAAACAAGGUGCUCCCUUAUAUUUUAAAGUCUUAUUACGUUAUUGGAAAGACCUGUUUCUAUUUUUCCAUUUACUUUUAGACAUUGGAUAAUUCUUUGUGCAGUGUUAAAGUUAGUUCCAAUGUCAAUUUUAGAAAAAGACAAUAUCAAAGGCUAUUUUUUUUUUUUUAUGAAAUAUAAUGUUUGAAACAAGUCUUAAGUUAUGAGAAAUUAUAUUUGCAAUUAUAGCCUAUUACAGAAAUAUAAAAAUUGUGCUUAGCAUAUAUCUGAACUUACAAACUUGAAUUAGAGACAGACCCUAAUGUCUUACUUUGUGCAAACCUGAUGUACAAAAAUAACUUAAUGAAUAUCUGUUACUAGUACUUGUAAAUGAAUUUUAAAAACUGUUAUUGCACUUACUUCUAAAAGUAAUGUUGCUGUUUAAGUAAAUUUUAUAAUGAAUAAACAUUGUUAGUUUUCUUCCACAAUGGCACAGUAUUGCUCUCAUUGUGAUAUAAUACAUAAUAACAUAUUUUAUGAUUUUGGCAUUUUUCAGGAUUUUAUUUUCUUUGUCAUGCUUUGCACAUUGCUGCAAAAAUCUCUCAAAAUCUUCGCUUUUCUUGCAAGGGUUUAUUCUAUCUAAAGGUGUACAAGUUCAUCACCAUUAUUUAACUUCAAGGAAAUUCCAACAUUACCUCAAAACAAAUCCUGCUUAACCAAAUCUUAACGAAAGAUUUAAUAUUUAUUAAUGGGGAAGAAGAUAUAUGUAACAUAUUAUAUAAUGUUGCAACCAAGCAUAUUCUUCAGUCCAGAUUUGAACACACAAUAAUGACUUUUUAAGAAAUUUUGUUGUGCUUCAUAUUUUAGUUAAUGUAAGUGAAAAGCUAUGAAAAGUGAUGUAGGUCUUAGAUGAAAUUAUUUGGAUAUUCAAACGUUGUGAGAAUGUUAUGAAUAAAGUUUUUGGAAGAAAUAAAAGCAUGAUCAGAAAUUUACAGAUAUAAUUUAGGAGAUUUGUUUGAUUGUACUCAAGUGCCUGUUUAUUUUCUACCUCUUUGAUACUUUAUUUUAAGGGAGGUAAUUCAAUACAAAUACUAUUGUGAUAUGUGGUUGUGUGAUAAUUUUUCUGACAGCUUUUUGUAUUAGAUUGUAAAAUACUUCAAACUUGCACUGUAUAUUUGAACAGUUAAGCCUUAAUGUAGAAAAAAAUACAUAGUAUUAUAAUAUAUAUAAAUGUUCUUGUAGGUUAUCACAUGUCUUCAAUUGUCUAAUUGGCCCUCCUUGGUCCAUAGUAUCAAUUAUGGAAAGUUUAAUUAUUCUUUAAUAAUUCACAGGUAUAGAAAAAGGUUGACUGGUACUUUGAUGGUAUAUAAAAAUAUUUGUUUUGGUCUUAUUGGAUAAGAUGGACAUCAAAUACUGGGAAAAUUAAUAAAGAUACAAUUCUUCUGUCCUAUUUUAAGAAGUAAUUAUAUGUUAAAGGUUUUGUUUUUACAUCAAAUAAAAAAUUUACACAAGAUUAUCUAAAACAAAGAAUGUCAAUCAUUGAUCGUCUGAAUACAAAAUUAUCUUUCUUUUAGAAUUUAGUUUUCGAUUUUUUUGUAGAAUGAAAGAAGGAUAAUUUUAGUAUUCUCGAUGGAAUAUGAGAUCUAUUUAGUUUGUAAAAAAAAUAUAUAUAAAUGGUUGUGACAACUUUGUACUUUCCCACCAACACCUGUUUUUAAGGUGAAAUAUUUAUUAAGUAAAGCUGUUUACAACUUUUAAGUCUCUUCUUUCUCAUUGAAAAUUUUACCACUUUACAGUGAUAUUAUAUUCUGUAAGGACAAAUUGUUUUUGAUCAUUUUCUGUAAAAUAAAUAACAGACCCUAAAGUUUUUUUUGUGCCUUUUAAAGAGUAAAUACCAAGUUUACAACAAAUGUGUUUAUUCUGUACACAGUUUUGUUUUUACAUCAAAUAAAAAAUUUAUGACUUUUGAAAAUAAAACAUAUAAAUUAAGUUUAAUAAAGAUUUUACACUGAUAUAAAUAUACUGUAAAGUUCAUAUAGGUUUCAUGCAAGAAAGAAAAAAUAGCAUUUGAAUAUAAUCAGUAGAAUUAUGAUAAAAAAAAAAGAUGGUGAUAUCUUGGUUAUUUUGAAAGUGUCCUUUUGACAAAUCGUUAACACACGGAAGCUUUCAUAAUGAAGUACUUGUAGUAAAACAAGAUUUUUCAUGUCUUUUUUGUUUUAUUAUUUAACUGUAGUUGGUUCUCAUGAUUGGGUAAUGAGUUUUCUACUACUGUUAAAUGAAUUUCUCUUAAUAUGUUGACAAUAUUUUGUUUAAAGUGGCAUUUCCAGAGAGUUUCUUGAACAAUAAGUUGCUAUUAAUCUGUCCACCAGAUCUUUCAGAAAUUUCAUACAGCAUUUAAACUGUUGUGCUUCAGUUUGUGAAUAUUCAUGAAGAGUGCCUUUGUCAUAUAUUAUAUUAAACAUUGAUUCACUAUGAAGAAAAUCUCUUUGAAUGAGAUAUUUUACUAUAUA